GCGUGCAUAUACGUCCAGUGAGUGUGCAUGUGCGCACACAUGUGCGUGCGGUCACCCAGAGGGGCAACUUGCAAGGCAGGGAGAAGGAAGGGGUCUCCACUGACCUCGCCCCGUGCUCCAGAUGGCUCUGAUUGGCUAGGACUCAGGAAUCCCAGCCAAUCCAGCCUGAGGGUCCUAUUUUUCUUGAGCUCGGUGGGACCAGCCCCUACACUGGAGCGAAUCCGCCAGGUGGACCCAACUACCCUGGUGAUCCAGCUGGGUGUCUACAGCGGUCUGGACCUACCACCUCUCUGGAUGUUGGAUGUUGAAGCCCAGAAGCCCCCUCCGGGCAAAUGGACCACACCGCACUUCGACCCGCGCUUCCCCAAUCAGAACCAGACCCGUAACUGCUACCAGAACUUCCUGGGUGAGACUCGGUGGGCCAGAUGGGAGCAGUACUACCACCGUUGUAUGAAGUCCACGAACCGCCGCGGGAAGAACACACAGCCCUGCGAGUACUAUUUCCGCGUGUUCCACUCACUGUGUCCCAUCAGCUGGGUGCAACGCUGGACCGAGCAGAUCAAGCAAGGGACGUUCGCCGGCAAAAUCUGACUCCCUUUGGAGGCAUCAGCCCCCAGUGACCGUUAGCCUUCUGCCAAGACUCAGCCUUGGUUUCCAACCUCCAACCCCAGUCUCUAAGCCACAAAUAAACUUAUAGU
This is a messenger RNA of Nannospalax galili (Upper Galilee mountains blind mole rat), 698 nucleotides long. RefSeq lists its product as uncharacterized. Bases 28 to 591 code for a protein of 187 amino acids. Lineage: Eukaryota; Metazoa; Chordata; Mammalia; Rodentia; Spalacidae. The record is from RefSeq and is a predicted model, not a curated record. Gene Ontology annotation, cellular component: mitochondrial crista; mitochondrion; respiratory chain complex IV. The transcript is spliced from 4 exons.